Molecule: messenger RNA, 1677 nt
Organism: Scleropages formosus (Asian bonytongue)
Lineage: Eukaryota; Metazoa; Chordata; Actinopteri; Osteoglossiformes; Osteoglossidae
Gene: mtfr2
Product: mitochondrial fission regulator 2
Exons: 7
Coding region: 69-1073 (334 amino acids)
Biological process (GO): mitochondrial fission; aerobic respiration
Cellular component (GO): mitochondrion
Source: RefSeq, a predicted model, not a curated record
UUUAUUUUAUUUAUUUAUUUAUUUAUUUAUUUUUUUUAAAUACUACAUUUCAUUAGUACGAGUUUUAAAUGUCUCUCUUCGCCGACGUUCUCGAACUUGUGCGCUAUAUCCUCGAGUAUUUUGGAGUUCCAGCGGACGUGAUGGCGCCCGUUUGGGAAAACGGGCUGUGCGGACAGUACCGCAGCCUCGUCCGCAUGAUUGGGACCAAGCUGCCCUUGACCCCCUGUCCGCGAGUCCACUUUCAGGUCCCUCUUUUGACACCCCGGUGGCAUGAUGGUGAGGAAAGUCCUGAUAAGGGUCCUGCUGUUCCAUCCUUUGCAGAUGUCAUGUGGGUUUCGACUAAUGACAGUGAACCGUUUGCAAAGUUGAGGAACUGCAUCCGUCGUCCCGGAAGUGGCGGGGCUCACGAGCGUCCCAUGGCCCUUGCCCUGAGGACGCGGCUGGAGAACAUCGAGGAGCACAGUAACAUCGCAGCUCUCAAGAAGAUCACAGCCCUUGAGGAUGAGCUGCUACGGCUGCGUGCCCAGAUCGCCAAGAUAGUUAGUUCGUCACCAGGUCCAGUCCCUCCCCAGAACAAUCUGGAGUCUCCAGAAAGACCUUUGACUUCUCCGCUCUUCACCUCCACUCCACACUGCCCACUGCCCCCUCCCCCAGCACCUCCUCUUCCUCCCCCUCUUCCUGUCUGUGGAACCACACACGCCACAUCAAGGGAUCUGCCCACUCAGUGUUGCCCAGAGGUCCCAGAGCGCCCCCAGCAGGUGGCAGAGUCAAAGUGUGGGAAAGCGCCUAGAAUGAUGGAGGUGCUAAAGGAGCUGAACCAGGUCAAACUCCGUGCAGUGGACAGGUCACCCGGAGGGACUCCCGUGAGGAAGGUGAGGACAAAGGAACCAGCGCCAUCCUCAGACCCAGCUGCAAUCAUAGCUGAGGCUCUCAAGAGGAAGUUUGCACACCGGCGUCAGGACGACUCCUUCGACAAGGAGAAUCGCUCCUUUGAGUCGUCCCCGUUCGGAAGCCCAGAGGUUCCUAGUGUUGCUCACCAUGUCAGGCGUGAGCAGGGAAGAUUACACCUGUGAUCCAGGUCAGCCAUCAGCCAAUCACAAAGAGGGCUCGGCUCUUCGGCGUCUCUGCUCCUCUGUCUCGUCGAUGUGAGGACAACCGCUAGCGUGAAAUCACUUUCCCUGCUAAUGUUCGCUGUUAAUUUUAUUCAAACACACUGAGGAAUGUACUCCCACUUUUAUUUUCUUCCCUAGAGAGAAUAAAAGAACAUGUGGUUUGCGAAGAGAGAAUUGGAAAUUUCCUGUUAAUUAUGUCCGCACUCCGACUGGACUGUAAUGUAGCUGCAGACGGGGAAGGUUAAAAUCCUGGUGUGCAGUCGGAGCAGUCUGUCACACUCAGGUUCUCAGUGGGGGUCCCUCCUCUGGGGUGGGAGCUCUCACUCUCACCUGUCCUGCCAGGUGUGUCCUCCUGAGGAUCAUUCAGCAGGUUUCUUGUUGUUCCAAAGCAGCGAGGCUAAUGUGUUGCUGCCAGAGGGAAUUCUGGGUAGUGUGUGGCCCACAUACUUGCUGUAAAUUUUGUAUCUAUCAAUGAUGUUCAUUUUCCUGUCUGGGAGGGAUGUGCAUGAGGAAGAGCAACAAGACAACGAACAAUAUGCUCCAUGUGUGUAAUUUGUAAAUAUUA